UAUGGUUCAGUGUCCACAUCUAAUUGUUGUUAUUAUUGAAAUAGUUGAUGUAUAACGGAUAGUUAAUGUACGUUAUAUAGAACAAUCUGUAAACCUAGGUAUAUACAUUCAGAAAUUCAUGUCGUUUAGGAGUGUUGGCAUAAUUUUCUCUCAGGAAAAUUAAUUUUGUAUUACGACCUCUUUUCAGAUGGCUUUAUUGUUGCAAUGAAACGUGUUAUUAUCUGAUGUAAAGACUUCAUUUACAGUGAAAGUUCAAUAUGGACGUAUUUAAAGACUAUGACCACAUCUCUCUGACAACAGUUGUACUGAUGUUGAGUUUUUCUACAUUUACAGCUGCAGUGUGCACCCUACCAACAGAACUGCAAAAUUCAGUUUGGAAUUAUCAGUAUACAGACGUUGCGAGCAAUACGCAGAAAACAACGACUCUUACGUUUGGAAGAACAACCCUACCGGAGCCGUCAAACAUCAUUUUGAAUGCAUUUGGAACAACUUUAGACAAAUGGACGUGCAUUUCUAACUUAACAAUGUCUAGUUCUGUUUCUGUUGCAGUGUUUAAGAGUGAUAUGAGCUACAGUACAUUCAGUGGAAGAAGAAGAUGGGUAUACCUCUGCAUGAAACUAACCAAAGUUACAGAUAAUUUAUUCUAUUUUUAUUUAUUAUCAGAUGAAGACAAAUCCUUAUUUCCUACUGAAAGAAUUUAUCACCCCGCAGCGAGCAGUAUACCAGAUAAUAAUGAUCCAGUGUGUAGUACAUUCUGUCAGUACACAACUCAACCAAAGAUACGCACACUUAAAAAAUCAGGUAGCAGUGCCACUUUACCUGGCGACGUUUCCUUAUGUGAACCCUGUGGCAGUGCUUGUGAUGAAGCAACUGCAGAAAUGACAUCAACAGAGACAAUACAGAAAACAACAAUACCGCGCACUUCUACUGAAAUGGACACUACGACAGAAGGAAUAUCAACAGAGACAACACUGAAAACAACGACACAAUCCUCUUCUACUGAAAUGGAGACAACACUUAAAACAACGCUACAACCCACUUCUACUGAAAUGGACACUACGACAGAAGGAAUAUCAACAGAGACAACACUGAAAACAACGACACAAUCCACUUCUACUGAAAUGGACACUACGAUAGAAAAUACAUCAACGGAGACAACACUUAAAACAACACUACCACCCACUUCUACUGAAAUGGGCACUACGACAGAAAUUAUAACAACUGAGACAACACAGAAAACAACGCUACCGUCCACUUCUACUGAAAUGGACAAAACGACAGAAAUUAUAUCAACUGAGACAACACAGAAAAAAAGGCUUCCGUCCACUUCAACUGAGAUUGACACUACAACAGAGACACCACAGAAUACAACACUACCAGCCACCUCUACUAAUUUAGGAACAACAAUACAACAUACAACAAUUCAUAUCAUGCUUGAUGAUACAGAAACCAAUAUCAAUAUGAAAGUAGUAACUACAGAUACUAAAGACAAAACAACGAUUGAAACUCAAUCUACAGAUACUGAAAAUCUGAAGAUUUAUAGUGGACCUAUUAUAAUAGCAGUUAUAGCAAGUGUGGGUUCUUUAAGUGUUAUUAUUACUUUCGUUUUCCUCAAAGGACAUUCGAUGGUUAAUACAGAUGAGAUGACACACGAGAAAGGAGAUGAAGCAUAUGACAUUACUCCAGAAUUUUUUUUUUUAUAUAACGGCCCAAAAUGUGGAUUUCAGAAAAUUGCAAUUCAGCAUUGGGAUUGUCAUUACGAUAACUCUUAAAUAAGCAAGCUUUGUAAUAAUUCGUAAAGAAUAUGAAAAUGGCCAUGUUUUGAUGUAAAUGACUUGUAUAUGUUGCUUGAAUUUUCAAAAUAGUCGCUGACAUUGAAAACAACAAUAUUUUUCUAGUGUAGAUAGAACAUGCGAUUCCGUAUGGAUUGACAGAGUAAAGAAUAAUUGGCAAAAAGAAAAAAAAGAAUUAAGAAAAAUAGGCAAACGAGAAUAUGGGUAUACAAGACGCUUGGAUAUAAAGAAAUGAAAAUAGGGAAAAGCCUUCAAGAAUUGCAGAAUAACGAUUUACAGUCAAGAGCAUGACACCCUGAAGAGAAACUGACGAUUUGUUGGCUCAAAGUCGAAUUAAUGUCUUUGAACAUGUUACAGAUUGGAAUGAUCAAUCUUAGAACUGUUGCCUUGUUGAUUGCAUAUAGAAAAUCAACACGUCUAUCGAUUUCAUUCAUUUUUAACAUGUUAUAGGUUCUUCUUUUUCAGUUAGUAAUAAUUGGCUGGGGAGCCGCAUCGAUACAAUCGAAUAUAAGAAAUUAGAGAAAUAAUCCACUUUACACCAGUCAGAGUGUUGGUUACUUGAUGUGCAAGCUCUUCAAAAGUACAUUUUUGGAGUGUCAUAAUGGUUAGAUUAUUCAGGUUUGUUUUAUGCGAGGAAGAAUCCGAAUACUUCCAGAAAAUUUAUAGAAUAAAUAUCAAUAAGUUGAAAA
Messenger RNA from Mytilus californianus (California mussel), 2482 nucleotides. RefSeq names its product mucin-5AC-like. The coding region runs from base 258 to 1772 and encodes 504 amino acids. The transcript has 8 exons. NCBI's taxonomy places the organism in Eukaryota, Metazoa, Mollusca, Bivalvia, Mytilida, Mytilidae. The record is from RefSeq and is a predicted model, not a curated record.